Phragmites australis (common reed) is the source of this 1518-nucleotide messenger RNA. Its product is annotated as protein SGT1 homolog. Lineage: Eukaryota; Viridiplantae; Streptophyta; Magnoliopsida; Poales; Poaceae. Gene Ontology annotation, molecular function: protein-folding chaperone binding. Gene Ontology annotation, biological process: protein stabilization; defense response to fungus. The record is from RefSeq and is a predicted model, not a curated record. The transcript is spliced from 10 exons. Gene Ontology annotation, cellular component: cytoplasm; nucleus. The coding region runs from base 121 to 1221 and encodes 366 amino acids.
CGUUAACACGUCCAUUUUGCCCACCUAAGACCUCGACUUCCCGUUCGCUUUCCGAGUCUUCCUCCGGUCGUCUCCGCCCUCGCCACCGCUGCAGAAAGUCCGAGGAGGGAAGGGGGUGCCAUGGCAUCAUCGGAUCUGGAGAGCAAGGCCAAGGAGGCCUUCGUCGACGACGACUUCGAGCUGGCUGCCGAGCUCUACACGCAGGCAAUCGACGCCGGGCCCGCCACCGCCGACCUCCACGCCGACCGAGCCCAGGCCCACAUCAAGCUCGGCAACUACACUGAGGCUGUGGCGGAUGCCAACAAAGCAAUUGAACUUGAUCCAACGAUGCAUAAAGCCUACCUCCGGAAAGGUGCCGCGUGCAUCAAGCUUGAAGAAUACCAAACUGCUAAGGCUGCUCUUGAAUUGGGUUCUUCCUAUGCAUCUGGCGACUCAAGGUUUACUCGUUUAUUGAAGGAAUGUGAGGAGCACAUUGCUGAGGAGGCUAGCCAGGUGCCAGUAAAGAAGGUUGAGGCUGCACCGGCUGCUCCUUCUGCGGCUGCUGCUGUUGAGGACAAGGAUGAUGGUGCAAACAUGGAGAAUACACAAUCUAUGAUUGAAGCUGCCAGCAAGCCUAAAUACAGGCAUGACUACUAUAACAGUCCGACAGAAGUUGUUCUGACAAUAUUUGCUAAGGGUGUUCCUAUUGACAGUGUGGUCAUUGAUUUUGGUGAACAGAUGUUAAGUGUAUCCAUUGAAGUACCUGGUGAAGAACCAUACCAUUUUCAGCCCCGUCUGUUCUCUAAGAUUAUCCCAGAGAAGUGCAAAUAUCAAGUCUUAUCCACAAAGGUUGAGAUACGUCUCGCAAAAGCUGAGCAGGUGCAUUGGACGUCCCUUGACCAUAGUGGCAAACCAAAGGCCCUUCCGCAGAAGAUAAAUACACCAGCUGCAUCAGCCCCUAGACCCUCGUAUCCGUCUUCAAAGGCGAAGAAAGACUGGGAUAAACUGGAAGCUGAAGUCAAAAAGGAGGAGAAGGAAGAAAAACUUGAUGGUGAUGCUGCAUUGAACAAGUUCUUCCGUGAUAUUUACACGGACGCUGAUGAAGAUAUGAGGAGGGCUAUGAUGAAGUCAUUUGUUGAAUCAAAUGGCACAGUUCUCUCAACUAACUGGAAAGAUGUUGGCGCAAAGAAGGUUGAAGGGAGCCCUCCUGAUGGAAUGGAACUUAAGAAGUGGGAAUACUAGGGUUCGGACCAUCUCAUGCUCUGUAAAUCUGGGUCGCGAGCCAUGACUUGGUUGCAAACAUGCAGAUCACUGUUAGUUGGAAUUGUUUUGGUCAUGCUCUUCAUGAAGUUUCUGCAUUCGUAUGCUUUCUGUAUGACGGUCUAGCUUGUCUGAGUACCACUGCUUGUCUUAGCUUUGCAUGACACUAUUGGGCAGAGUAUACUGUAUGCUAUCUGUAUCUCUGGUAUCAAGCGCAAAACGUCUGUGGUAAUUGCUGCCGCAAAUUUCAUCUGUGAAAUGCUAUGUUUUUGGUCCGAA